Dothidotthia symphoricarpi CBS 119687 is the source of this 2064-nucleotide messenger RNA. RefSeq lists its product as uncharacterized. The coding region runs from base 28 to 1707 and encodes 559 amino acids. Gene Ontology annotation, cellular component: glucosidase II complex. Lineage: Eukaryota; Fungi; Ascomycota; Dothideomycetes; Pleosporales; Dothidotthiaceae. The transcript has 3 exons. The record is from RefSeq and is a predicted model, not a curated record. Gene Ontology annotation, biological process: N-glycan processing.
CUUCCAAGCUUCAAUUCCCCCAAACACAUGAAGAUGGGAAGACAACACCUAUCCUCGCUUGCAUUGCUACUACCAAUCCUCGCCAGCACAACAAAUGCGGCUUCAGAUGCUGCCCGGCCGCGGGGAGUAGGUCCUGAGUAUGCAAAGUACUACAAAGACACGGACACAUUCACGUGCAUCUCGGACCCCUCGCUCAAAAUCCCCUUCGCCCGCGUUAACGACGACUACUGCGAUUGCCCCGAUGGCUCAGACGAACCAGGAACCUCCGCAUGUUCCUACAUCUCGCCUCUCUCCCCACCUCAGCUGCAGACUGGGGACAAUUUAUCCUUGCCUGGCUUCUACUGCAAAAACAAGGGUCACAUGCCCAGCUAUAUCCCCUUCACGCAUGUCAACGACGGAAAAUGCGACCACGAGCUGUGCUGCGACGGAAGCGACGAGUAUGCGGGCAUUGGGGGCGUCAAAUGCGAUGACAGGUGUGCAAAGAUUGGCAAGGAGUGGAAAAAGCAGGAGGAAAUUCGGCAGAAGAGCAUGAAUGCUGCGAGACAGCGGAGGAAGGAACUGGUCGCUGAAGCCGCGCGACUGCAGCUGGAGGUCGAGGAUCGUAUCAAAACACUUCAAACACAGAUCGAAGGUCAGACCCAGAAGGUCGAGGGCCUCACAAGGAGCCUUGUGGAGAUCGAGAGGGCGGAGAAGGGCAAGAUAGUCAGAGGUGCGGGCGGAGGUGGGAAGGUCACUGUGCUGGCUGGCCUGGCCAAGGAAAGAAUUCGGGAAAUCGUUGAGAAUGUGAACAGAGUGCGCAGCGAGAGAGACGCGGCGCAAGGUAGAGUGGAAGAGCUGGAGGCUAUGUUGAAGCGCUUCAAGGAGGAAUACAACCCCAACUUCAAUGAUGAGGGUGUGAAACGCGCGGUCAAGGCCUGGGAAGACUAUGCCGCACAGGACAGGACCGGACCUGAUGUUGCUCGCGACCGCGACCUUGACGAAAUCCUCAGAGAUGACUCUGAGAGCGCUAUCAAGUGGGAAGAGUUUGAGACUGUUGAGGAAACCGACGUCGACCUCCUCUUCCAAUUUGAAGAAUACCUCCCUGCAUCCAUUCGUACAUGGGUCGACGCCAAACUCCGCGACCUGCGCCUCCUCCUAAUCGAAAAUGGCGUCCUCGCCGACCCAAACAGCGAUAGCCCCGAAUCCACAGCCGUCACCAGCGCCAAGGCACAGCUCAAAUCCGCGACCCGUGAGCUUGAUGACGACAAAUCAGAACUGAAAAGGCAUGAAGAAGACCUGCUCAAGGACUACGGCCCAGACUCGAUAUUCCGCGCUCUCGCCUCUACAUGCGUGAGCCAAGAUUCAGGCGAGUACACAUACGAGCACUGCUUCCUGGAGAAAGUCACGCAAAAGUCGAAGAAAGGCGGUGGUCACACACGCUUGGGCAGCUUUGUCCGUAUUGAGCUUGUGACGGUAGAUGAUGAGGUUGCGCCUGACGGACGCGGUCUAGGGUCAGGAAACAGAAUCGCGCUCAAAUAUGAAAAUGGUCAGCACUGCUGGAACGGACCGAAUAGAAGUACACAAGUCAUUUUGGCCUGUGCGGAGAAGGAUGAGAUUUGGAAGGUGGUGGAGGAAGAGAAGUGUGUCUAUCGCAUGGAGGUUGGUACACCUGCGGUUUGUGGGGUUGAAGUGGGUCCACCGACAACACCUGAGCAUAACGAGCUCUAGAGGGGCAUGGAGCAAAGAGCUUGAGGGGUCUGCAGUAUACUCUAGAACCCUUGUCAGACACCGUUGACGACGUUGACCUUGAACUCGAGCUGUUGCUAGCGGAGUCUAGCGCCUGAUGACGAAUAUAACGAUGCAGAAAGGAAAUGAUUGAUAAACGUCGCAAUAUUGGCCCCUGACACGAUCUUCGACAAUGAAGAUCUUCCAUAAGAGUGAGCAUUGGCUCUCUGUUCUUGGACCGCAGAUCCGGCUUCUCGUGAUGUAAAAUGCAUCGGAAACAAGCCGAGACUUGGCAUCGCUGACCCGGAAUAUCAACACUUGUAUAGAUUACUUAGUACAUGGUAUACCUUGCUGCAGGGU